AUGAUAAUUUUCAACACAAAGACAGCGCAGCGGUCUUACUUCAUCGCGUGCGCAGCCUCAACUGCGUUGCACAACACUAGCCAGGUGAAGCUAGCGUGGGGUGCGGCACGAGGUGCGCGGGGAUACGAGGCGUUUGCAACCUCGUUCCGCACUGUGUUGGUAUUAUUAUUUGUUCAGUGCGGCGUGAGGUCUAACAAACCCGACAUUAGAAAUUCAGAUUUACAACCCACAGCAAUUGAAAAAAAGGAGCAACAGGAAGAAAAGGCACUAAAGAAUUCGGUAACACCAAAUUUAGAUCUAACCGAGGAAUCUGAUUACGUGGUCACUUUUAGCGGAAAGAAUAUCAGAGAAAAAAAGUUAAAUAUUUCCGAAGGGAAAACAGAAAAUUAUCUUUCUUCUAAUGAAUCCGAUGAAAAAGCUUUAGGUGAUUAUAUCAAAGAUUCAGACUCGAAGACUGGUCUACCGAAAAUACCUAAUAUACCCAAUAUACCUAAUGUACCUAAUCUACCUAAUGUGUCCUUUCUGAAAGAUUGGGCGAAGAAAUGUCACACGAAAGUCGAUAGUCAUUGUUUGAAACACUGCAAUGGAGCUUUGAAACAUGUGUGUAAGAAACAUAAGUUUAAAUCUUGGGUAUAUUCCUUCAUAAAAUCCGAGUGUAAAAAGGGAUGCAAAUCAAAGAAGGUUGAAAACAAAAAACCGAAAGCAACAACAAGAUUGAAUUCGGUAGCUACGGUAGCAGCUGAUUCAGAGUUAAGUGAGGAGUCCAGUUACGUGGUCACUUCCAGCGAGAAAAAUGUUAAAGAAAACAAAUUCGAUACUCUUAAAGGAAAAAUACACAAUUACCGUUCGUCCGAUGUGUCCGAUGAAAAAAAUAUAGAAGAUUAUAUGAAUGGCAAUAAAGAGAAGGGAAUUAGUGAAAAUUUGAUUACUAUUGCAUCUAAAGUUGAAUCAGAUAUUCGGGUAAGAUCAAAUAAAAAUGAUGAUACAGAAAUAGAAUCAUAUGACUUAAUUGAUUUAGAAGAACUAGAAGAUUUUGAAGACAAGACACAAAAGCGGAAGAAGCAAAAUCAGGAAGAAGAAACAGACGAAGAUGAUGAUUCGGAAUACGAUCAAGAAUUCCACUUUGGAGCAAAUAUACAAGGGUCGAUUCUUAGGAGCAUGUCAAUCUCUAGCAUUCCCUCUUCAACUGCUGAGGCAUAUUACUUCGCUUUACUUAUAAUGAAAUCAUCAUCAUCAUCCGCAAAUGUAGCCAGGAUCAAUGCCUUAAAAUGCCUUACGAAAUCAAGCGCAAUAAGAUCAGGGUGGGUAGCGGACACUCCUGCAUUGUUCGGUCUGGACUGUCUGGGAGGAAGACUCUGGUAUAUUAGAGCCAUUUUCGACCAUAUGAGAAGGGCCCGACACAAGGGUAUGGGUGUCGUAAUCCUCAUCCAGCGUGGUAUAGAUAAGUUUGAGUUGUGA
Molecule: messenger RNA, 1458 nt
Organism: Diatraea saccharalis (sugarcane borer)
Lineage: Eukaryota; Metazoa; Arthropoda; Insecta; Lepidoptera; Crambidae
Source: the annotation of a GenBank genome assembly